Molecule: messenger RNA, 1314 nt
Organism: Colletotrichum graminicola M1.001
Lineage: Eukaryota; Fungi; Ascomycota; Sordariomycetes; Glomerellales; Glomerellaceae
Product: CoA-transferase family III
Exons: 5
Coding region: 1-1314 (437 amino acids)
Molecular function (GO): catalytic activity
Source: RefSeq, a predicted model, not a curated record
AUGGCGUCGCAGGCCGCGCGAUGCCGUGCCCCGGCGUCGUGCCUGACGGGCGCUUGGCGACGCUGUUACUCGUCGGUGCCGAGCAGCAGCAAACUGCCGCUUGACGGCUACCGGGUUUUGGACAUGACGAGGGUCUUGGCCGGGCCUUAUUGCACACAGAUUCUGGGCGACCUCGGCGCCGAGGUGAUCAAGGUCGAACACCCCGUACGGGGCGAUGAUACUCGAGCAUGGGGACCGCCUUACGCCACCUACAAGGCUGGCUCAUCCAAGGAAGGACCCGGCGAGUCCGCAUACUUUCUGGCCGUCAACCGCAACAAAAAGUCGCUGGGGCUGAACUUUCAACACCCCAGCGGCACCGAGAUCCUCCACAAGCUCGUCGCCAAGUGCGACAUGCUGGUCGAGAACUACCUCCCCGGGACGUUGGGCAAGUACAGGAUGGACUACGAGACGCUCCGCGCCAUCAACCCGGGCCUCAUCUACGCCUCCAUCACGGGCUACGGGCAGACGGGCCCGUACUCGGACCGCGCCGGCUACGACGUCAUGGUCGAGGCCGAGUUCGGCCUCAUGCACAUCACCGGCGCCCGCGACGGCGAGCCCGUCAAGGUCGGCGUCGCCGUGACGGACCUGACGACGGGCCUGUACACGAGCAACAGCAUCAUGGCCGCGUUGCUGGCGCGCGCGCGGACCGGCAGGGGCCAGCACAUUGACGUGGCGCUGAGCGAUUGCCAGACGGCCACGCUGACCAACAUUGCCAGCAGCUGCUUGAUCAGCGGCGAGAAGGACUCGGGCCGGUGGGGCACCGCUCAUCCGUCCAUCGUGCCGUACAGGUCCUUCAAGACCAAGGACGGCGACAUCCUCUUCGGCGGCGGCAACGACCGCCUCUACGGCAUCCUCUGCGAGGGCCUGGGCCGGCCCGAGUGGCGCGACGACGCCAAGUACAAGACCAACGCGCAGCGGGUCGCCAACCGGGCCGAGCUCGAGGCCCUCAUCGAGGCCGUCACCGUGACCCGGACGACGGCCGAGUGGCUCGCCGUGUUCGAGGGCCGCGGCAUGCCGUACGCGGCGGUCAACGACGUCCAGGGCACGCUGGGCCACGAGCACACACUGGCGAGGAACAUGGUGGUGGAGAUGGAGCACGGCGAGUGCGGGCCCAUCAAGAUGGUCAACACGCCCGUCAAGUACUCGGAGAGCGAGCCGACGAUCCGGACGCCGCCGCCCACGCUCGGCCAGCACACGGGCGAGGUGCUGGGGGAGCACCUGGGGUUUUCGGAGGAGCAGAUCCGGUCUCUGAGGGACAGCGGCGUGGUUGGAUAG